Molecule: messenger RNA, 1652 nt
Organism: Boleophthalmus pectinirostris (great blue-spotted mudskipper)
Lineage: Eukaryota; Metazoa; Chordata; Actinopteri; Gobiiformes; Gobiidae
Gene: ghrl
Product: ghrelin/obestatin prepropeptide
Exons: 3
Coding region: 233-556 (107 amino acids)
Source: RefSeq, a predicted model, not a curated record
GGCAGAUUUGCUAUUACUCAAUGUUCCAGCAAUACAGAAAUAUUCCCCAUCUGUUAUCAAUUGGAAAACAUUUGAACAGUCCAGUGUAACCAAGAAAAUCUACUAUUCUGUAUAUGACAUGUUAAUAUGAAGAUAUGGUAUUGCUUCUUCAAGCCAGUUCAAUCCUACAUAAAUAGCCUGCACAGUGCAAAUCCACACUGAGUUCAUUUUGUUUGAAGAGGAGAGAUCCACCAUGUUUCUCCAGAGGAACACUUACCUUGUAGCCUUUUUGCUUUGCUCUUUGACUGCUUGGUGCAAAAUGGCGUCUGCAGGAUCCAGUUAUCUCAGCCCUUCUCAUAAGCCUCAGAUGAGGGUGAAAUCCAGAGUUGGCCGUCAAACUGGUGAAGGACCUGGUCAACCCACAGCAGACAAUGACUUCCAAAUAUCUGCUCCAUUUGAGCUCGGCUUCACUUUUAACGAACAUGACUUUGAGAAUUAUGGAGCUACUACAGAGAUACUUCAGCGUAUUCUUAAAAAUCUGCUUGGAGAAGCUGCACCUUCAGGUCCAAACAACUGACAAACAUGUUAACCAUACUCUUAAUGAAUUAAACCUACCUUUUCUGCAUUUAUUGAUUAUUCAGAUGUUAGAUUUAUAACUUCAAAAUACUGUCAAAUCAAAAUAAUAAAUUAACCAUUGCUAUAGGCUACAUUAACUUCUAUUGGCUUCGUCACUAACAGUUCAUGUAUUGAUGUAUGUUGUAUUCUUUGUGCUAAUAGCAAAGCAUUAAAAUCUCUGUUGAGCAGCACGAAUGAGUAAUCUUAUUUUUGAAUCUUUUAAAGUACCUCUUGUCCUUUAGUUUUAAAUCACUUCUAAAUAAUCAAACUACAAACUAAUAUUUUAGAUCUAUUUAUUUGUUUUGAAGGUGCAGUGUGUAAUGUUUCUGGUGGGAGCCAAGCACCUGCUUGUUUCCAUGGAGAUCUAUCGCUUUUGCCUAGAAUGUUCCACAGUAUGACAUCAAAAUUAUCUUACAUUUAUUCAAUUAUCACUGUUUUUUGCUCACUUGUAAAUUGGCCUGGUGUCGUCACCUGCUUGUUUGUCCUCAUGGAAAUAUAUACUUAUAUAUAUGUAUAUACUGUAUUUAAUAUAUAUUUAAUGCCACAAUGUGAAACCUUCAUUGCAAGGCAAUAAGAUAUAUAUACAAAAUUAGCCUGCGAUAAACAGUACACAGUAACUCUAGAUGUUUCUAAGCAUCCGGUUCUAAUAAUACAGAAUCAAGAAAGUGGGUCAAAGCAGCGAUGCCUCAUUCAUUGCACGCAUAACCCUUUUACAGGUAUUUCUGUCCUGAGAGGUCUUUAUUAUCUGAAAUAUACAUCAUCUGUACGAACAGUGACCCAUUUCCAAAGAAAUCUCUGCAGUGUGAAAUGUCCAUUAAACUUGUCAAAAGCUGAAGCAAACAUCUUCCCAGGUUUGUUCAGAAACUUUAAGUGGCCUCUUCGACAAAAAUGUCACUCAAGUUCUUCAAAUAAAUAAAAAGCACAUCAGAAAAUUGAACCCAUUUCCCAUGAUGCUUUUAGAGAGAGAGCAACCCCACAUUCCAGCUGUGUAGAGUGGUAGUAAUGGAGUAUUUAUGGUUUCAGUGUCCUGAGGAGACAUUUUGAGGGAUUUUCACCGU